UCCUUUUCUAUUAUUGGGUUUCUACAAUUUUCAAGAAAAAACACCACGUGCCUCUACCAUUACUAUACUCCUCAAUCCAGCCAUCAUCGUUUCAUUUUCCCAAUAAAAAUCCUUCAUUUUUUAUUUCACUUUUUUGGUCUGAUUUUCUUGUUCUCAACCUCACUGGGAUUCUUGGACAUCUUUUCAUGUAAGUUUCUGCUUUAUUUCUGAAUCCUAUGCUUUUUGGCAUUUUAAUUCUCUGUUUCAUCACCUCAAGAAGCUGUCAUUUUCAUGAAUUAAAUUACUGAAGCAAAGCAUGGCAAGAUUCAUUCUUUCACUCUUGCUAUCAUGGAGUUUCUUGAUUUGGGGCACUCAGCAGCUCCAAUCCUCUCAAACCCAAGUUCUUCUGCAGCUGAGGAAGCAAUUAGAGUAUCCAAAACAGUUAGAUUAUUGGGCAAAUCCUGGGAUUGAUCUCUGCUUUGCCUCCACUCCACAAGUGAACAUCACAUGCCAAGACAGCAUCGUGGUUGAGAUCAAGAUAUAUGGUGAUGCCAGCACAAGGCCACCUAGUUUUGAUGGAUUCCCAUCUCCUCCCCAAACAUUGUCUGGGAAUUUCUCCAUGGAUUCACUCGUGGCAACGUUGUCGAGAUUGAACAGCUUGAGAGCUCUGACGCUUGUGUCUUUAGGCAUCUGGGGUCCCAUUCCUGUCAAGAUUCAUAGGCUGCAUUCUCUUGAAUCAUUGGAUUUGAGCUGGAACUUUCUGUUUGGAUCUGUUCCUGUCACUUUCCCAAGAAUCCUCAGCCUUCAAGUGCUUAAGCUUGAUGGGAACUUCUUGAAUGGCACUUUCCCGGAUUGGAUCAAUCCGUUUUCGAAUCUCACGAGCUUGAGCUUGAGGGCGAACCGGCUCGAAGGUCCAUUGCCUAAUUCUCUGCAGAAACUUACCUCAUUGACUGAUAUUAAUCUGUCCAACAAUGUGAUCAAUGGGAAGCUGAUCGAUCUAAGUGGCUUAUCGCGCUUGUAUUGGAUGGAUUUGAGCAAUAAUAAGCUGGAUUCCGGCCUUCCUAGUUUGCCAAAAGGCAUAGCCACGGUUGUACUGAGCAACAACUCUUUCUCAGGGAGAAUUCCUGAGCAGUAUGGAAAACUGAGGCAGCUUCAGCAGCUUGACCUCUCUUUCAAUGCGCUUACUGAGGCAACUGGUGUAGGGGGGCUCGUUGCGUUGCCUGAAAUAGCUUCGCUGAACUUGGGGUCGAAUAUGCUAACUGGAUUGCUUCCAUCGCGUUUUAGCUGUGGGAGCAAGCUUCAGUUGGUUGAUAUAUCGAAUAAUAGGCUGAGAGGUGAGUUGCCGUCUUGUUUGAGCUCUAAUGUGAAGAAUAGAACCAUCCGGUUCAGUGGCAAUUGCUUGGCCACUGAUCCGAAGCAUCAGCACCCUGAAGCAUACUGUGCGAGUGCUGCUAUUAUCCAAGAGAAGGCCAAACCUCAAGAGAAAAAAAGUGUGGGGGUGUUGAUAGGUGUCAUUGGUGGGAUUGCUGCAGUUGUGGUGCUUCUGGCCGUUGGCUUUCUUGUGUUCUGUCGGCAGUAUUGCCCUAGAGGGACGUCGGAGCAGCACUUGCUGCAUAAGGCGGUUCAUGAUAAUUCUGUCACCGGAUACACUGCUGAGAUUCUGACCAGUGCUAGGUAUAUUUCGGAUGCAGCAAAGCUAGGCGUGCAGGGUUCACCGGCUCAUCGCCCCUUCUCACUAGACGAGUUGAAGGUAUCUACUAAUAACUUUGACAGUUCCGCGUUGAUGGGCCAGGGCUCAACUGGAAAGAUAUACAAAGGAAGACUGGACAACGGCACCCAGGUAGCUAUACGGUGCCUGGUAGUGUCGAAAAAAUACACAAUCCGGAAUCUUAAACUGAGACUAGAUUUGUUGGCUAAGCUCCGGCAUCCUCAUCUCGUCUGCUUUCUGGGACAUUGCAUCGAGAAUGAAGGAAAAGAAGUGUCUGGUGCCAACAAUGUCUAUCUUAUCUAUGAAUAUGUCCCAAAUGGAGAUUAUCUAGCUCAUCUUUCUGAAACAAAUCCAGACAAGGUGCUCAAUUGGUCUGAUAGGCUUGCUAUAUUGAUUGGCAUUGCUAAGGCCGUCCAUUUUCUGCAUACUGGAGUUAUUCCUGGCUUCUAUAGCAACCGGUUGAAGGCAAACAACAUCUUGUUAAACGAGCACAGGAUUGGAAAGCUGAGCGAUUAUGGAUUGUCUGUUGUAGCUCAAGAUAUCGACAAAGACACGGAGAAAGAAGGAGCCCUAAAAUCAUGGCACACGAAGAGCUUGGAUGAUGAUAUUUAUAGCUUUGGUAUCAUACUACUGGAGUCGCUUGUUGGGCCAUCAGUUCGUGCAAGAAAGGAGUCAUUUCUACUCAAUGAAAUGGUUUCCCUUGGAAAUCCAGACGGGCAGAGGCGAGUAGUUGAUCCAAUCGUGCUGGCAUCUUGCUCGCAAGAAUCACUUUCCAUCGCUAUAUCCUUGACGAUUAACUGCAUUUCUCCCGAGUCAUCAACUCGCCCUUCUUUUGAGGAUGUUCUCUGGAACUUGCAGUAUGCAGCUCAAGUUCAAGCGACGCAAAAUGUUGAUCCAAGAACAGGGAAAACAAUAGUGUCUCCAUAACGUAAUUUUGAUUCUGUAUCUUGUUUGGUGUAUGUAUAUCUGAUUUUGGAUAUUAGUAUGUGAUAACUUUUGAUCAGCUUGUCAACUGUAAAUCAUGUUUUGCUGCUGCUAUACUUGGUUUUAAUAAGAAUAGUUCAAUUUAUGAUGCUUCAAGUUCAA
Molecule: messenger RNA, 2773 nt
Organism: Salvia hispanica
Lineage: Eukaryota; Viridiplantae; Streptophyta; Magnoliopsida; Lamiales; Lamiaceae
Product: putative inactive leucine-rich repeat receptor-like protein kinase At3g03770
Biological process (GO): protein phosphorylation
Molecular function (GO): receptor serine/threonine kinase binding; ATP binding; protein kinase activity
Source: RefSeq, a predicted model, not a curated record